AUAUCAUCGAUACAAUCAUGGAUUCUGUGGAGAGGGUCACAAACAAUCAUGGGGAACUUGGGUUUCAAUGAUGAAGAACAUGGUAUAUGUGUAUUUGGUUGAAAAUGAAGCUGAGGGAGUAAGUACACAGUCGAGUUUUUAGCCAAAUGAGUUAUCGGGUACAAAACAUCAUCACCUGCAAGCCUCUACGAACCUCUCUUCCGCCCCGCUUCACUCCCAGGGUUUUUUUCCGUUGUGGUAGUUGUAGGAACCGAAUUGGAAUGGACGGAAAUGAUAUUUCCUUGGCGUCUGAGGUGCUAGUCGGUGACCGUGAGCUGCUGGACAAGAAAAUCGCUGCGAUACGAAGUGGCGGUCCUCAAAAAAUGCAGGUGAUUGCAGAUUUUGAUCGCACAUUAACCAGGUAUUCGAUCGAUGGCCAACCUGGGCAAAUUUCUCUAAUAACAUGUGUAGGCAGUCAUGGCCUCUUGCAACAGGGGAAUCCAGAAUAUGAUGCCAAGAGGCAGCAAUUAUAUGAAUAUUAUCAUCCAUUAGAGUUCUCCCCAAAAAUUCCAAUUGAAGAGAAAACAAAGCUCAUGGAGGAGUGGUGGGGAAAAACUCAUGCUCUUCUCAUUGAGGGAGGCCUUACAUAUGAUGCGAUAAAGCAAUCCGUUGCUAAUGCCACGAUUGCUUUUAGGGAGGGUGUUGCUGAACUGUUUGAGUAUUUGGAGGAAAGAGACAUUCCCGUUCUUAUUUUUUCUGCAGGGCUUGCAGAUAUCAUAGAGGAGGUCCUGAGGCAGAAACUUCACAGAUCUUUUAAAAAUGUUAAGAUUGUCUCAAACCGAAUGGUAUUUGACAGUGAUGGUUGCCUUGUCUCUUUUAAAGGAAAGACAAUUCAUAGCCUUAAUAAAAACGAGCAUGCUCUUGAUAUGGCUGCUCCUUUACAUGAGCAAUUGGGUGAUGCUGAUGGGCCAAAUAACAACAAUGCCUCGGUGAAGAAUAGGACCAACGUGCUGCUUCUUGGUGAUCACAUAGGAGACUUGGGGAUGUCUGAUGGUUUAAACUAUGAGACACGAAUAUCUGUGGGUUUUCUGAAUGACAAUGUUGAGAACUCUCUUGAUAGCUACAAAAGGUCCUUUGAUAUCGUUUACCUGAAUGACACACCCAUGUGGGGAGUAGUCGAGCUUGUUUCUCAGCUGUGUUAGACUGGAGGUGAUUGACUGCCGGCUAAACUAUCAACUUUGUUUAUUUGGAGCGUACAACCUCUACACCCAAAGAUAUUGCAUUUCUAUGGUCCUCCUUUCAGGCUCCUGUGGUGACCUCGCAGUGAUUUCAUGGCUUCAAGCUAGAAAUAUUUGCAUGGCUGCUGUUUAUCUAGGAAGCUCCAUGCCCAUACACCUGAUGGAGCUAAUUUUUUAGUGUGGAGCAUGCUAUAAAGAUGGGUAGUUUUAUGAGGUGGACAGGAAUUACGAUGACUAUUAGAAGAUAAAUCAUCCAAUUGUAGGUAGGCUCGUGCAAAAGCCUUCUCAGUUAGUGGACCAUGAUUUUCGUUAAACUAGAUCUAUCGGGUUCUCAUCAGCUUCUUUAACAUGCAGCACCACGAUCUAAAUUUACUUCCCCAUAUUCUUCUCU
Molecule: messenger RNA, 1608 nt
Organism: Carya illinoinensis
Lineage: Eukaryota; Viridiplantae; Streptophyta; Magnoliopsida; Fagales; Juglandaceae
Product: 7-methylguanosine phosphate-specific 5'-nucleotidase A
Exons: 11
Coding region: 147-1181 (344 amino acids)
Cellular component (GO): cytoplasm
Molecular function (GO): 5'-nucleotidase activity; magnesium ion binding
Source: RefSeq, a predicted model, not a curated record